Oreochromis aureus is the source of this 2078-nucleotide messenger RNA. Its product is annotated as immunoglobulin superfamily member 10-like. Lineage: Eukaryota; Metazoa; Chordata; Actinopteri; Cichliformes; Cichlidae. The transcript has 9 exons. The coding region runs from base 1 to 1593 and encodes 530 amino acids. The record is from RefSeq and is a predicted model, not a curated record.
AUGCUAGCCAAAAUGCCCCCUACAUGGAAAAAUACAAACCCAAACCUUCAUAGUGGAACUUACCUGUAUAAUGACACUGGAUCAGCUACACUCACCAUUCCAAAUGUGACAGCACAGCAUUCUGGACAGUACAUCUGUACAGCAAAACAUCUGAAUACCACCGUGACUUCUUAUGUCAGUGUAACUGUGACUUAUUUAAGGCAGCCUCUGAUCAUUGGGAAUACAACUGUUAAAGAGGGAGAUGUUCUGAAUUUGACCUGCAGUGUGGACAGUAUCCCUCCAGCUCUUAUUGUGUGGAAAAAACCUAGCUCCAACACAAACCUUCAUAUUGGAACUGACACUGAUCUGCACAAUGACACUGGAUCAGCUACACUUGUCAUCCAGAAUGUGACAGCAGAACAUUCUGGAGGGUACAUCUGUGCAGCAAAACAUCUGGACACAACUCUGACUUCUUACGUCAAUGUGACUGUGACUUAUUUAAGGCAACCUCUGAUCAUUGGGAAUACAACUGUUAAAGAGGGAGAUGUUCUGAAUUUGACCUGCAGUGUGGACAGUAUCCCUCCAGCUCAUAUUGUGUGGAAAAAACCUAGCUCCAACACAAACCUUCAUAUUGGAACUGACACUGAUCUGCACAAUGACACUGGAUCAGCUGCACUUGUCAUCCAGAAUGUGACAGCAGAACAUUCUGGACGGUACAUCUGUGCUGCAAAACAUCUGGACACAACUCUGACCCCAUAUGUUGAUGUGACUGUGACUUAUAAAAGGAGACCACUGAUAGCUGGGAAUACAACUCUUAAUGAGGGAAAUGUUCUGAAUUUGACCUGCAGUGUUGAAAGUAUCCCUCCAGCUCUUAUUGUGUGGAAGAAAGUUAGUGACAACACAAAUCUUCAGAGUGGAAUUCACACUGAUCUGCACAAUGACACUGGAUCAGCAACACUUUUCAUCUCAAAUGUGACAGCAAAAGAUUCUGGACAGUACAUCUGUGCUGCAAAACAUCUGGACACAAUUGUGACCAUAAAUGUCAGUGUGACUGUGACUUGGCUAUCAAAUAUUCAAAAUGGUUCAGGAUGUGUGCUUCAGUCACAGAUCUUGACCUGUGUGUGUAUCAUUGAAGGGUUUCCUUUACCUACCAUCCAGUGGUUGCCCCUCAAGAACAACACUGAGUACUCUGUCAUUACUGCUGUGUCAAAUGACACAGUCAACAGCACUGUCAGCCUAAAUGUAGAAAACCAUGGCAACAUCACUUUUGAAUGUGUCAGCAACAAUGGAAAUGAAGAAGCUAAAGAAAAAUUCACAAUCCACAACAACUCUAAAAAAUAUGAGCAACCAUUAGAUUUAAGCAAGGGAUACCUAAAAGUCAUCAUUGCCUUUUUGAUUGGGACACUUCUUACAGCAGUUGUUUGCUUUUUGGCCAAAAAGUAUUACAGAAAAAAACAGAAGAGCUCUGGAAACCUUCAUGAGACUUUGGAGAUGGACAGACGUCAAGAUGAUCCACAGGUAUAUGAUUGUUCCCUAUUAGAAGAAAAUCAGACUCUCAACCUAAACCGUGGACCAAAAGAAGUGGAGUAUGCUGACACUAAUUUAUCCUUUUGAAAAGAAAUAGUGCCAGGGAAGCAUCAAGGAGGAAAGCAAUAAAUGAUGCUCAAAUUAAGAAAGUAGUACAAGAAGAAGGGGGAGAUGAUGGUGGAGAAGAAGGUGAAAGAGGAGGAGGUGGUGGUACUGGAGAUAAAAGACUGUUUUCCAGAAAAGGAGGACGGACAUAAGGAUAAGUAUUUGUUUUAAAUGUCCAUCUGAUCAGAAAAAAGUGCUUGUGGCCAAUAUGGUUCUCAGUUUCAGAAAAUAUUAAAUAAUCAAAUGUUCCAGUGUCAGCUUGUCUCUCAAAUUAUCUGAAAAAGCAUGAUAUUUUAGAAAAAUGUCACGGUUGAUACAAAUUUUAGAUAUAUCUUUAUUAUAUUAAAAUCUCCAGUUUAAUCUUAGUCUUAAGUCUAUGUGUUGUGGAAUGAUUUUUUCCUGUUUUAUUGUUGAGAUGGCAAAUGCCCACCCUGAGAUUGUCUUGUUAGAAACAUUGAAAAGAUGUA